Molecule: messenger RNA, 1437 nt
Organism: Annulohypoxylon maeteangense
Lineage: Eukaryota; Fungi; Ascomycota; Sordariomycetes; Xylariales; Hypoxylaceae
Product: nucleosome assembly protein
Exons: 5
Coding region: 177-1394 (405 amino acids)
Biological process (GO): nucleosome assembly
Cellular component (GO): chromatin; nucleus
Molecular function (GO): histone binding; chromatin binding
Source: RefSeq, a predicted model, not a curated record
GUCCAUCUAUACGCAUAACCUCACUUUAAUCAAUACCUAACUUUUUUUUUAUUUCUUCCCCGACUCGAAUUUUUUUUCGCCGUCCACCGUCGACUUUCAAGUCCCCCAAUCAGAUAUCGACGCGUCCACUUACGAGUCUAUCAUCACCUUUAACUUCCGCGACGGAAAUAUCAGCAAUGGCGGAACCUAUUAAGAAUCGCCGUGCAGAGGUUCCUGCUCCCACUCCGCAGAACACACCUGCCAGCAAUGCUCCCAUCUCUUCUCAUGCCCAACAACCGGGCGUUGCUAGCAUCAAAGAGGAGGAUCUUGAUCGCGCCGCUGCCGCGUCCAUCUUUGCCCAGAACCCACGACUAGUUCAGAUGAUCCAAGGCCGGCUUGGCUCUCUGGUCGGUCGCUCUUCCGGCUACAUAGAGUCGUUGCCCCAGCAUGUUCGCCGCCGUGUUGCUGGCUUGAAGGGUAUUCAGAAGGAUCACUCGAAACUCGAGGCUGAGUUCCAAGAAGAGGUCCUCCAGCUCGAGAAGAAGUAUUUCGCCAAGUUUACCCCCCUUUACGAGACACGCGCCGCGAUUGUCAACGGGAAGGAAGAGCCUACCGAUGAUCAAGUCAAGGCCGGUGAAGAAGAUAAUGAGGAUGACGAAGACAAGCCCGAGGUGAAGAAGGAGGCGACCGACGAGGCGGCCGCCGAAGCUACCGAGCUCGUUAAAGGCAUUCCGGAAUUCUGGUUGUCGGCGAUGAAGAACCAAAUUUCGCUUGCCGAAAUGAUUACUGACCGUGAUGAGGCCGCUCUCCGCUUCCUUACUGACAUUCGAAUGGAGUAUCUUGACAAGCCGGGAUUCCGCUUAAUUUUCGAAUUCGCCGAAAAUGAGUUCUUCACCAACAAGACCAUCACCAAAACGUAUUUCUAUCAGAAUGAGAGUGGUUACGGUGGCGAUUUCAUCUAUGACCAUGCUGAGGGCGAUAAGAUCAACUGGAAAGAAGGCCAGGAUCUCACCGUUCGUAUCGAAAGCAAGAAGCAAAGGAACAAGAACACCAAGCAAACUCGUAUCGUCAAGAAGACAGUUCCUACCGAGUCAUUCUUCAACUUCUUCUCGCCCCCUAAGGCACCCACUGAUGACGAUGACGACGCUGCUUCGGAUAUCGAGGAGCGCCUAGAGCUAGAUUACCAACUUGGCGAGGAUAUCAAGGAGAAGUUGAUUCCCCGAGCCAUCGAUUGGUUCACUGGUGAAGCCUUAGCUUUCGAGGAGCUCGAUGACAUCGAGGAGCCCUUCGAUGAUGACGAAGACGAUGAAGACGACGACCUUAGUGAAGACCGUGAUGACGACGAGGAAGAAUCUGAUGAUGAUGAUGAUGGUGCGAAGCCGAAGCAGGAGGCGCAAGAAUGCAAGCAAAGUUAAAUACGUCCUCGCCCGGUAAUGCUUUUUACUUAAUUCACGUCAC